Messenger RNA from Chlorocebus sabaeus (green monkey), 11317 nucleotides. RefSeq names its product kinesin associated protein 3 (gene KIFAP3). The record is from RefSeq and is a predicted model, not a curated record. Gene Ontology annotation, cellular component: kinesin II complex; ciliary transition zone; axoneme. Gene Ontology annotation, molecular function: kinesin binding. NCBI's taxonomy places the organism in Eukaryota, Metazoa, Chordata, Mammalia, Primates, Cercopithecidae. Gene Ontology annotation, biological process: cilium organization; microtubule-based movement.
UGCCAGGGCCCUGAAGAUGGUCUUGGGUUGGCUGUGAGAUGUCACUGGGCAACGCUAGUUUAGAAGAGGGGAUGGGAAGCAGGGAGAGAAGUCACCGAAAGGAGAGGGAAAAGGUGAAGCGGGGAAAAAAAGAAGAGAGUUCUGGGGGGUUUCAAGGUGCUCUGACCUGACUUGGCGGAGCCCUGACAGCAUUGAAAGAUGGCUUCUUCGCUGCAUCACCUUAUUCCAGGAGGAGAGGGAGGUAGGGCAAGGAAAGUUAAAGGAGGGAAUAUUGAUGUACAUCCAUCAGAAAAAGCACUCAUUGUUCAAUAUGAAGUGGAAGCCACCAUUCUUGGAGAAAUGGGGGACCCCAUGUUGGGAGAACGAAAAGAAUGUCAAAAAAUCAUUCGACUUAAGAGUCUCAAUGCCAACACAGAUAUAACUUCCCUGGCAAGGAAGGUGGUUGAAGAAUGUAAACUCAUUCAUCCUUCAAAACUAAAUGAGGUAGAACAGCUGUUGUACUAUCUACAGAACCGCUGUGAUUCAUUGUCAGGAAAAGAGAAAAAAGAAAAAUCAAGCAAGCCUAAAGAUCCACCUCCUUUUGAAGGAAUGGAGAUUGAUGAAGUUGCUAACAUUAAUGACAUGGAUGAAUAUAUUGAGUUAUUAUAUGAAGAUAUUCCUGACAAGGUUCGGGGUUCUGCUUUGAUCCUGCAGCUUGCUCGAAAUCCUGAUAACUUGGAAGAACUACUAUUAAAUGAAACUGCCCUUGGUGCAUUAGCAAGGGUCCUGAGAGAAGACUGGAAGCAAAGUGUCGAGUUAGCUACAAACAUAAUUUACAUCUUUUUUUGCUUUUCCAGCUUUUCUCAGUUUCAUGGACUUAUUACUCAUUAUAAAAUUGGAGCUCUGUGUAUGAAUAUUAUUGAUCAUGAGUUAAAAAGACACGAGCUUUGGCAAGAAGAACUUUCAAAGAAGAAGAAAGCUGUUGAUGAAGACCCUGAAAAUCAAACCUUGAGAAAGGAUUAUGAAAAAACCUUUAAAAAGUACCAGGGGCUUGUGGUAAAACAGGAACAGCUAUUACGAGUUGCUCUUUAUUUGCUUCUGAAUCUUGCUGAGGAUACUCGUACCGAACUGAAAAUGAGGAACAAGAACAUAGUUCACAUGUUGGUGAAGGCCCUUGAUCGGGACAAUUUUGAGCUGCUAAUUCUAGUUGUGUCAUUCUUGAAGAAACUCAGCAUUUUUAUGGAGAAUAAAAAUGAUAUGGUGGAAAUGGAUAUUGUUGAAAAACUGGUGAAAAUGAUACCUUGUGAGCAUGAAGACCUGCUGAAUAUCACCCUCCGACUUUUACUAAACCUCUCCUUUGACACAGGACUGAGGAAUAAGAUGGUACAAGUUGGACUACUUCCCAAGCUCACUGCUCUCCUAGGCAAUGACAACUACAAACAAAUAGCAAUGUGUGUUCUUUACCACAUAAGCAUGGAUGACCGCUUUAAAUCAAUGUUUGCGUACACUGACUGUAUACCACAGUUAAUGAAGAUGCUGUUUGAAUGUUCAGAUGAACGAAUUGACUUGGAACUCAUUUCUUUCUGCAUUAAUCUUGCUGCUAACAAAAGAAAUGUACAGCUUAUCUGUGAAGGAAAUGGGCUGAAGAUGCUCAUGAAGAGGGCUCUGAAGUUUAAGGAUCCAUUGCUGAUGAAAAUGAUUAGAAACAUUUCUCAGCAUGAUGGACCAACUAAAAAUCUGUUUAUUGAUUAUGUUGGGGACCUUGCAGCCCAGAUCUCUAAUGAUGAAGAAGAGGAGUUUGUGAUUGAAUGUUUGGGAACUCUUGCAAACUUGACCAUUCCAGACUUAGACUGGGAAUUGGUUCUUAAAGAAUAUAAAUUGGUUCCAUACCUCAAGGAUAAACUAAAACCAGGUGCUGCAGAAGAUGAUCUUGUUUUAGAAGUGGUUAUAAUGAUUGGAACUGUAUCCAUGGAUGACUCUUGUGCUGCAUUGCUAGCCAAAUCUGGGAUAAUCCCUGCACUCAUUGAAUUGCUAAAUGCUCAACAGGAAGAUGAUGAAUUUGUAUGUCAGAUAAUUUAUGUCUUCUACCAGAUGGUUUUCCACCAAGCCACAAGAGACGUCAUAAUCAAGGAAACACAGGCUCCAGCAUAUCUCAUAGACCUGAUGCAUGAUAAGAAUAAUGAAAUCCGAAAGGUCUGUGAUAAUACAUUAGAUAUUAUAGCGGAAUAUGAUGAAGAAUGGGCUAAGAAAAUUCAGAGUGAAAAGUUUCGCUGGCAUAACUCCCAGUGGCUGGAGAUGGUAGAGAGUCGUCAGAUGGACGAGAGUGAGCAGUAUUUGUAUGGUGAUGAUCGAAUUGAGCCAUACAUUCAUGAAGGAGAUAUUCUCGAAAGACCUGACCUUUUCUACAACUCAGAUGGAUUAAUUGCCUCUGAAGGAGCCAUAAGUCCCGAUUUCUUCAAUGAUUACCACCUUCAAAAUGGAGAUGUUGUUGGGCAGCAUUCAUUUCCUGGCAGUGAUGGCGGCAGUGACCCAUCUGGAGCAGCUGCUGCAGGGAUGCCAGCUGCAUUUGGGGAGGCACAGCUGACGCUGCGAGCUACACAGCUGUGAGGCUGGGAAGAGGCAGGAGCCCUGCCCGCUGCGCUCCUGGGUGCAGCUGCACCCACCCAGCUACAGCUUGAGACCAGGUCAUCCUAGUGCUCCUGGGAGCCUGGGGAAGGCCCCCUGCCCCUGCAGUUUCUGAAGUGCCUGCUUCCGUUCCCUGGCCUCUCCCUGCUGCCGGCACCUACUCCAGUUUUGUAGCAAAGUUGAAGCCAAGCCCAGGCACUGUCAUGAUCUGGCUGGGUGUGCCUGCACUUGGAGCAGCCCUGACAUACUAGCACCCCCCCCCCCCCCCGCCGGCCCCCUGCCCUGCCCCGCACUGCCCCAGCCCCCUCUGAAGCUUUGGGCACCUACAAGCUCAGGGAGGGAGGCCAGGGGGUGCUGAAGGUGGCUCAGUAUGGGCUGCCUGGGCGCAGUGGAUGGCAAGUUGAUGGCAACAGGCAGGCUCCUGGGGAAGGGGUGAGUCCCCAGUGAAACCCUACCUUCUAGUCAGGGAUGGCCUGAGCCUGGGGACCAGACUGCCGGUUCCAGGUGGAGUCUUCCACCCAAAGUGAGAACUUGUACUUUUUCUGGCCCUGUCUAUGGCCAGCCAUCAGCAUGCACUUCCUCCCUUCUGAGCCUAUAAAAACCCCAGGCUCAGCCAGACUUGUACAGAUGUGGUGAUUACUUGCUUGCUGUAAGGAGCUACCCACUGCAGAUCUCUUCUCUGCUGAGAGCUGGACACUCAUCAGGCCGCCUGCAGAAAGGAGCUACAACUUUGGGUCUCCUGAGAGCUGUUCUGUCACUCAGUGGAGCUCCUCUUCCCCUUUGCUUACCCUCCAGUUGUCCACUUACCUCAUUCUUCCUGGAUGUGAAACAAGAACUUGGGACCUGAAUGGCAGGACUCAAAGAGCUGUAACAAAUGGGGCUGAAACACAUCGCCCCCACUCGCCAUGUUGCGGGAAAAGAGAAGGAGAGAAGAGCUGUGGCUCUUCCAAGAGCCCAGACCUAGGUGCUCCUGAGCCAGGGCUGUGACACCCUCUGUGGGGCUCUGUGGUUCCCGGUUUCUCUAGGCUUCUGGGCGCCUCUGUGUUCCCCUCAUCCAGAUGCAGCUGCUCAGAGCAGAAGCUGGGUGCAGUACAUCUGGUCCAUCUGCAGCCUUGCACGGAGCCAGCACCUGUACCAGUGCCUGGAGCUGCCCACCCUGCCGUAGCAGCCAGUCAGCCAGCAUGCCUGCUGUGUGUGGUGACCAGGCCCUGCAUUCGCUUACCCACACACCCCUUGCCGCUCCACACCUGGCUAACCUGUGACUGGUGUGGGAUGCAGGUUGGUAGCGCAAGUUGAGCACAGCCUACCUGGCCGAGUGGACAGAACGAGCCCAGCGGCCGCAAACAAUGCUCAGGCAGAAGGUACCGCCCAGCCACAAUGGUUUCUGGGUGGCGAAGCAACACCCCAAGAAUCCUGUGACACUAGGACUUUCACUUAGUGGAAGAAAUUCAGCGUAAUUGAGUCUAUAAAUUUAAAAAAACGUAACCUGAAUAUGACUGGAACCUUUGAAAAUGUUAACAUGUCAAUUAUGGUGUAGCUUUCUACAAGAAAAGAUGACACGGAAGCUAAUCCAGUUGUAUCUGGCAAGUUAAUUAUAUCAUCACCAUUUAAGAGUGAUUGUCUAGUGUUAAAGGUCAUAUACUUUUCACAUGUAUUAAUUGCAUUGUUGUUGGCUUUACAGGUAGAAAUUAGUUGUAAAUUUGAAUGGAAAGGAAGAAAGUCUUUAAGCAAAGAUGACUGCUCUUAUGACAUAUUUGUCCUAGGAAAUGCUUUUAUUUUAAAAAAAAAAUGAUUUUUAAGAGAAUAUAAUGCAAAUUACCAUCAUAAAGGCUUGCUCCUUCAUAUUAUAAUGAGAAUAACAAAAUUAUGUGUAAUUGGUUAAUAAGCAUCACUACCCCCUCCAAAAAAAUAAGGGAGAGAAAUACAGCAUGUCAUCUUUUAUUUCCUUUAAAUAUGAAUGUAAUGAUAUUGAGCUUACUCCUUAACUCAAGGAUAUUUUCUAAUUUAAGGUAAAUUUAAUCUAGCCUAUUUUUGUCUUCAUUGAUUUAACAAUGUAAUUUAACUAUUUAUGAACAGUUGUUAGAUUUCUUGUAUUAGAAAUAUUAAACUAGGUAUUUUUUCUAAGGUAUUUGUUUUUUAAGAAACAGCUAAAACCUAGGGCCAACCGUUUUCAAAUGUAAUUUUAAAUGUAAUAUUAAUUCCCAUAAUCUCCAUAUUGCCCAUAGUCCUUACAGAUGUGCUAUUACAAAUAGUUUACUCCUCAGAUAUGAGCCAUAUGGGCUCUGUAAACUGAUUUGCACUUAUUCUGAAUAGGAAUUGUACAGAUCAUAGAUGAAUUAUUAAGUAAAUUUAUAUUACCAAAUAAAUCUAAGAAUAAAGUAUUAAGCUGUUUUAAAUGAGAAAGGAAUGUGCAAAUGAAGACCUACCUGCGUUAAUAAGUUUAGUGGUUACCUUCUUGGUUUCAACCAAAAGAAAUUAGUUUUUUGUUGUUGUAUUUUUUAAAGGGGUCGAGGGCGUCUUUAAAACCGCUUACAGAAGUAUCUAAGACAAAAACAAGGAAAUAUAAUGUUAUAAACUCAGCCAGUCCAAACCACUUGAACUGCUGUGACAGCUCAUAAAACUGAGAGUAGUUUUUAACUGGGCUCUGUUUUACAUUGCCAAAGUGAAUUUUCCUUGCAGGAAGUAGCCAGAGGGUUUAUUUAGUUUCCAGUCCAUGGCUUUGAUCUUUCUGUACUGUCACAUCUCGAGUUACAUAGCCCUUUUUCACUGCAGUAAAUCUGCAGCAGUUAAUGAGAAUAAAAUUUCCUCCUUCUUACUGAUCACAUGCUGUUGAAUGCCAAACCACAGCCAACUGCAUAUUUGCAGAAUUUCAGCUACAAUGUAUGAAAACAGCGCAAUCAGUUUAAUCUUGUUGUCUUUGCAAUUCAUUUUAUUGGGCUUUCUUCCUUUUCAAGUGACCUACUUUAUCCAGUCAAGUGGUUGCAGGCCAAACUUGGAAGAUUUAAAAUGUGAAUAAACUAAGAGGAGAAAGUGUGCGGGAGGUGGGGCAGGGGAGGGCAAGUGGAAGUUCGUCUGCACUACUGUGAAGAUUCCAAGACUCCAUAAAUUGAGUCUAUUUCAAUCCUUUUAAAAGACCAAGGCUUUUUUUCUUUUUUCUCAAAUAAAAUAAAAUGGUUUGUUAUUUCGUUAUUUUGUAUGUUUAGUUUCAACAUAAGUUUGUACUUACUGGGUUUAUUUAAUGAGCCAUAACGUUAUUUUUCCGGUUUUCGUUAUAGAGAAGACACCACAGUACUUAAGGAAAUUUAAGGGAAUUUCAAGGAUUUCAAAAAAUUAAAGUUCCACUUUAUAAGAGCUCUUCUUAGAGUAAAAAUAACGUUGUUGUUAACAUACACUAAACCAUCUUAUCAAAUGGGUCCUUACACACAUAAAGGAAAUAUUAUGAAUAUGUUAAAUAAAUCAAUUGGAAUUUCAAAAUCACAUUUAAGCAAGCUGAAUUUUAUACAUUAAUAUGUGCAUUCUCAUAGUAAAGUGCAUGAAGAAUCAUAUUUAUUUUCUUUUUUGUUACAAUGAAAUCUUUCAGUUGAGGCAUUAAUAAUCUGAUUCAGUUAAUACAGGUUAAAUAUAAUUUUUACUUACACCUCUUAUCUUUUCUACUGCUUUGUUUUUGUGGUUGGCAACUGGAAGUUAGCAACUUCUUUGUCAAGAAGUUCACCCUCAGGGGGCCAUCUUGGGUGACAGUCAUUGAAUAAAUACAUUUUAUUAUAUCUUUGUAUUAGGUCAAAUUUACAUAUAGAAAUAUGAAAUUUUAUAAAAUAAAUUUAAAAAGGAAAUCAGCUUAUAUUUUCCCAGAAGACCGAAGUCAGUUACUGUUUUAGCCAUCUAAUUUCACAGAAAAAAUUAUUCCCAUCCUCAUAAAAAUAAAAAUGUUGAGAUAGAUCAAAAAUACGUAAUACUCAUGUAUUGAUUUAGAUGACUAUCGUAAAAGCAGUAACUAAAAGUGUAUUGAGAACUCAGAAGACUAUUUUUGAAUUGGGGACAGUAAAGUCAGAUCUCCUGAUAAAAAGAGGAUCCACUUUUGGGGAAGUGCCUGUUGUUAGUUACCCCAAUACAAGAGGAGGGUAAGAGGAGUGGUUUGAACAUUUUAAAGGAAAGAGAGUGCAGCACUCACAGGGCCUUUUCAAAAGGUAUUAGGUACAAUGCUGGAAUGUUGAACUUUCAAAAUGUAGCUUAUAUUCUUAGAAUUGUUUUCAAAUAGACCUAUGUCUACUUAAAUUGUAACAUAAUAGUUUGCAUGUGAAAAAAAGAUGAAGGUGAAAACAGAAUUUUAGACUUUAUCUGAGGGCCUGUUCUAUGGUUUGCUUCUUUGUUUCUUUGCAACUUUAAAUCUGCCCAAAAUUCUAACCUUGAAAGUCCACAGAAAGUUUCUGCAUGAAGAUUGUUUUCUUCAGUUUUUGUUGUUCUUUAAAACACACACACACACACACAUCUUAAACAAGUGCAGCUGCUCAAAAGAAUUUGUUUUGGGGACAUGAACAACCCAGUAAAGUUUUAAAUGAAACUGCUAGAAAGGAGUAGAAACAAUGCAGACUUCAGUGACAUACACAAUCUUUAUUCUAAUUGUGUUAUUUUAAAUGGUAUUCUCUAAAUCAGAGGCCCCCAAUUCCCGGGCCAGUACCUGUCCAUGGCCUGUUGGGAACUGGGCCACACAGCAGGAGGUGACACAUCAGCAGCGGCCUUAGAUUCUCACAGGAGCACGAACCCUGUUGUGAACUCUGCAUGCGAGGGAUCUAGGUUGCGUGCGCCUUAUGAGGAUCUAACUAAUGCUUGAUGAUCUGAGGUGGAACAGUUUCAUCCUAAAAUUGUCUGUCCUCCCCCAUCUAUGGAAAAAGUCUUCCACACAACCAGUACCUGGUGCCAAAAAGGUUGUGGGCUGCUACUCUAAAUGGUUUCAGAUCUAUGUACAAUAUGAGAUAGAUGGACCAAUAAUGAUGAUGGCAAUUAUUGAAAUUAGUGAGUGCCAGGCAGUAUAUGAAUUGCUAUUUAUUACAUCCCUUAUCUAAUUUACUCUUCACAACAGCUGAAGGGAGACACUAUUAUUAAGAAAACUGAAACGUGUAGGUUUAAGCAACUUGCCCAAGGUUGUCUUGCCACCACUCAAUCAAUAAACUAUUCUUACGUUUGCCCACCUUCUGUUACAAUGAAGGAAGUUUUUUCAAAAUCCAGUCAACCCAUUUUUAUUCUAGACCCCAUUCUUGUCUUUUCAAGGACUUCUUUUUGUCAUCACUCUUUUCCCCUCUACUGGAUCAUUCCUGUCAGCAUACACAAUCAGAUAUACAUAAAUCAUAAGUCAGCAUAAACAUAAAUCAGAAUCUACAAAGUUAAACUCUUUGGCCCCACAUCAUACUCCAACUACUGCCUGUUUCUCAAUUCCCUUUAUCCAUAACUUCUCAAAAGACUUGCAUGUGCUCUUCAACUUACCCAGUCUUGUCAGAAUCACCAGUAGUCAUCAUAUUGCCAAAUCUAAUGGACCAUUCUCAUCUUUACCUCUCAGCUGGUUUUGACACAGUUGACCAGGCCCCUGCUUUUUGAAACUCCCUUCUUUCAGCUCUCAAGAUAGAUACCCCAUUUUUCUGAUUUUCCUCCCAAGCCCUUUGUCAUUCCUUCCCAGUGUUCUUUGCUGGCUAUUCAUUCUGUUUUCCAUAUUUAAAUGCUGGUUACUUCAGGGCUAUAUCCCUGUUCUCUGUCCAUACCCUAUUUGGGGGGACCCUCUUUUCUAACUGCACCCACCACACCUAGGAUUACAUCCAGAUCCAUGGCUUUAAGUACCAUUUGUAAACUUAUAUUUUUAGAUUAGACUUGUCCUUUCAGCACCAUCCUUAUUCCUUAUGCUAUCCAAUUGAAUGUUUAGUAAAAUUAUCAAACUUAGCUUUUGAUUUCUCACAUAUAAACAGGUUCCUCCCAUAAUCUUCUCAUCUCAGUAUGUGUCACCACCAUCCACCCAGUAGUUCAAGCUUUAAACUUUGGAAUCUUCCUUAUUAUCUCCCUUUUCUUCAUCAGUAGCCUCUCUCUCCACUGCAAACCAUCUGCAUGUCCUAUUGUUUUCAUUUCAUUUCUAGAGUAGGUCUGAAAUUUGGCUAUUUAUUUCCAUUUUCACUGUUAGUACCCUAUUCCAUGCCACCAUCAUCUGCCACCUGAACCAUUCAAUAGCCUAAUAUUCCUGCUUUUACACUUCCCUUCUGCUUCAUUUUUUCCACAGUAGCCAUCAUGAUCAUUUUCAAGUAUGUCAUACCACAUCUCUCACCUGCCUUCAGUGGCUCCCCAUACUCCUGUAAUAAAACACAAAUUUCUUACCAUGUUCUAUAAAGUCCUGCAUUAUUCGACACUUCUCUACAUCUCCAGCCUCAUCAAAUGUUCCAGUUAUAGUUGCUUGUGAAUUCUACCCACACUGGAACCCCUUCUCUUCCCCAGACAUUCACCAAGUUCUUUCUCACUUCAUCACCUUUGCGCUUAACUUGAAUAGUCUUUCAACUUUUUAAAUAACUGGCUUCUUCUUACCUUUCAAAUCUCAGUUCAAAUAUUACUUCUUCAGAGAGUCUUUUCCUAAGAGAAUUAUCAAAGAAGCUGCUUCUCCCUCAUCUAACCUAGUAGUUUAAUUUUUGUUCACUUGUUUAUUCUCCCUCCUACCACAAGAAUACAGUCUCUAGAUGGGCAAGAACUUUGACUGUCUUUUUCCAAGUUGUAUCUACUGGCACACACUAGGUUCUUAAUAGACGUUUGUUUAAUAAAAGUUAUAAACGUCAGAGCCAGUAUUAAGACAUUUCCCAUGCUGUUUUAUUUUCAGUGUGAACUUUUUUAUAAUUUCUUAAUUUUAAUUUUUACUAUUUCAGUAUCCUUUCAAAUGUACAAUGCAUAUCAUCUAUUAAAUAUAUAAUCAAGUAGAUGUGUAUUAUAUAUCCUGCUUACAGUAUCAUAUGCUUUGUAUUAUAAAAUUGUUGAUAGGAGCCUAUGCUAUAUGGGAAAAUUUUUUAAUAACCUAGGUAAGAUAAAAACAGACUUUAAAUAGGUAUAUUUUACACAAAUGAAGAUGCUUGCCUUCAUAAUUAAGAUCCAGUUAAGUGAUUCUUAGUGUACUUGUACUAUACUACUACAAGUCUAAUUAAAUAUACCGAGAAGUACCCAUCUAUACUGAAUAUAAGCACAAUCUCUCUCAGAAAAAUUUUCUUUUAUUUUCAAAAAUAACUCUUAUAAUGUCCCAAUAUUACGAGUGUGUAAAAUCAUAUUUCUAGUCCAUUUACUUUAGCCUAAAGAAACAUUAUAGGUUCACCAUAAUGGAGGAAGAAAUAAUAUGAUUAGUGUUCAAUUUCUCAUUAAUAAUAGCAAUAACCAACUGACUAGAAUUGCAAAAUAAUUAUUUUCUUGGAGUUAUAUUUUUCAUGGAGAAAGAUCAGUAGAAUACAUGCUUGGAAGUCACAUAAUUUCAGUUAUAGUCAAUUUCAUUGCUGAUUUGCUGUAAAAUUUUUUUUUUCAGUUUUGUUGUACCUGGAGAAAUGGCUCUAUGUUUAAACAUCAAGGAGUAUUUGUUUUAAGAAUUUUUACGGCUGUAUCUUUAGAGGAUAGUGUAAUUUUAGAGGAUGGUUAUGACUUUAGAGGAUAUUAAAGUUGCUUGUAUCUUUAGAGGAUCUUAAAGUUGUAUCUUUAGACUUGUAUCUUAAAGUUUUAUCUUUAGUUGGUUGUAUUUUUAGAGGAUAAUCAGAAUAUUUUAAAAAUCUGUAGUAGUUUUCAUAGUGCAAUAGCUUAAGUUCUGUAGCAACAAAUACUACUCCAUACUUAAAAUGAAUAGAGUUUCCUUGUUUGUGUUUCUUUCUUAUUACCAGGUUAUAACUAAUGAUCUGUUAAUAGUCAAUAAAUCAUAAAAAUAGUAUAUAUGCUGUUGGGAUUUUUUUGUUGUUAUUGCUGUUAUUUCCAAAAGAUACUUAUAAUUUUACUUAAAGUUUCUGUGAUGACAGGUGAAAUUAACUUUAUAAAGCACAAAAUAUAGGAUAAAAUAUAGAAUCACUUAAUGUUUGCUUUUAACACUUAAAAUGUCCUUUAUUCAUAACCUUUUUAGUUGACAAGCACUUGGAUGAGGUCUAGGGAUAUAGAGGUCAGUAAGAAAUAAUCUCUUUCUCUUUAAGAGGCUUAUGUAGUUCAGGGUUAAAAGUAUAAUUUUUUGAGAUGAGUUAAAGCAUUCUAUUUAUUAUUCUUUCAGCUUUCUGUUUUGAAAAUAAUUAAGGGUAAUAGUAUUAUCAGGCUUAUAAAAGUAAUACCACGUUGUCAGUAUCUGGACAUCAAUGGUCUUUCAUCUGUUUCUGCCCACUUGUAUGUUAUUCCAAUAUCUUGAUAUAUAUAUAUAUAUUCCUCUAAAAAUUAAGGAGAACUCAGAUGUUUAAGAUGUUUCUUCUACUGUAAAUAGAAUAAAUAAUAUUUGUCUAUUGGAAAUAUUUCCAGUAGAAUAAACAUCUUAAACAUUUCUGAAUUCUUAAUUUUUAGAGGAAACAGAAUUAAUGAUAUUUAGAAAAGAAUGCCACUUUAUCUUAAAUAAUACUCUCCCUCCUUAUAUUUUAUGAAGAGCAUGAUAUUUGGAGUGUGUCAUUCAUUAACUUACUUCUGGUACAAAAACACAGACCUUUAGUAUCUUCUUAUACACACACCCAAAAAUUCUAGAGAAUGUGAA